UGCUAUGCGCUGAUUCCCCGCAGACCCGCCCGCUCGGAGCUCAGUCAUCUGAAUGUGUGUAUGAGAGUGUGAGUGUGUGUGAGCGCGAGAGAGAGAGCUUUCAGCAUUAGGGCCGAACACUGAGGUGUCAGCGCAUCCGGACACAGGACAGCCAUGGCCCUGCUCGAUCUAGCCCUGCAAGGCUUCUCCAUCUUCGGAUUUCUCUUGUUUAUCGUCCUCUGGCUCAUGCACCUCGUGUCCAUCAUCUACGUCCGUCUGCAUCUCAACAAGAAGACUACAGAAAAGGUGCCAUACAGCAAACUGGCUGGUGUGUCGCUGCUGAAGCCCCUCAAGGGUGUAGACCCCAAUCUCAUAAACAAUCUGGAGACGUUUUUUGAGCUGGACUAUCCUAAGUAUGAAAUUCUUCUGUGUGUCCAAGACCAUGACGAUCCAGCCAUUGAUGUGUGUAAAAAACUGCUGGGCAAAUAUCCCAAUGUUGACGCCAGGUUAUUUAUAGGCGGUAAAAAAGUUGGCAUCAAUCCAAAAAUAAAUAACUUAAUGCCAGCUUAUGAAGGAGCAAGGUACGAACUCGUCUGGAUCUGUGACAGUGGCAUUCGAGUGAAGCCAGACACUCUGACUGAUAUGGCUAAUCAGAUGACGGAGAAGGUGGGACUGGUUCACGGCCUUCCUUACGUGGCGGACAGACAAGGAUUUGCCGCCACAUUGGAGCAGGUUUAUUUUGGAACGUCACAUCCUCGCUCCUACAUCUCGGCCAAUGUAACGGGAAUCAAGUGCGUCACGGGGAUGUCGUGUCUCAUGAGGAAGGACAUCCUGGACCAGGCCGGUGGGCUGAUUGCAUUCGCUCAGUACAUCGCUGAAGAUUACUUCAUGGCCAAGGCCAUCGCAGACAGAGGAUGGAAAUUUUCCAUGGCAACACAGGUAGCCAUGCAGAAUUCUGGCUCGUACUCCAUUGCACAAUUCCAGUCUCGCAUGAUCAGGUGGGCCAAGCUCAGAAUCAACAUGCUGCCGGCCACCAUCAUCGAGCCCAUCUCCGAGUGCUUCGUGGCCAGUCUUGUCAUCGGUUGGGCCGCCCACCAUGUUUUCCGCUGGGACAUCAUGGUGUUUUUCCUGUGCCAUUGCCUGGCCUGGUUCAUUUCGGAUUACAUCCAGCUGAGAGGAGUACAGGGCGGUCCUCCAUCCUUCUCCAAGCUGGACUACGCAGUGGCCUGGUUCAUCAGGGAGUCCAUGACAAUUCAGAUUUUCUUGUCUGCUCUUUGGGACCCCACCAUCAGCUGGAGGGCGGGACGCUACCGAUUGCGUUGCGGAGGCACGGCGGAGGAAAUCUUGGAUGUUUAAAUGGCACCGUGUGCCUCGGACUAUGCGCUGGUGUGAACAUGGACACAGAACUGCAAGAAGACGUGGGCGCAGAUGGACAAACAAACUGCAAUUUUUGUUUCAUUUGGGUUUUAUUCCAACUUCUGAUAGUUUUUAACCUGUGACUUUAGCAAAUAGAUUAUUUAUGUCCUCGGUGCUUUUUGUUUUGUUUUCCUGUGCGGUCUCUUGAUAAUCGAGACCUUGUUCUAGAUGAGCCAAAAGUUAUGAAUGGGAGAAGAACUUGGCGAGGAGGCACUUCGGCCUCAGUAACCUUGAUAAAAACGUAUCUAGUUUUUUUGUUUGUUUUUUUUUAAAAGUCCUCGCAACAUGUUUAGUGGUGGUUUAACAACUGUGUUUCGUGACAUGUCCAUUUUAUAAUGAGUUUGGAUGAGCGGUACAGUUUUUAACGAUAAUAGUGGGCCGGAAAAUGACUGAAGCCUGUUAUAAUGGCACUAGCGCAUGAAUGGAUCACUUGCUUAUCAGUGUUGCUCUCAACAUACAGCACUCUUGCCAUAUUUUAUACAUUUUGGGACUUAGCUCGAAAACGGAUCCACUCAGGUCCAUUUUAUGUUUACUGGACAGAGCAAUAUCUUCUGUAGAGGUUAUUCAUAGGGAAUUGUGGUCGAUCAAUCUUAAAACGACUUCUUUGCAUUCUCCCUGCAGUAUUCGAGCGCAAGGUUUACUCCUCACCAUGAACCCUGCAGAUUUAAACGCAUGUCUUAGUGCCAUUUGAAGAGCAAGCGGUUUUAUUUUGGCAUCUUUAACGGCUUUUCUUCAAGGUCUUCUAUCUUCCCGUGCUUCGUUCUCUGCGGUAGCCGCUCUCGUACCAGGAUCAGGGUUUGCUAAAACACAUUUCCUGCCCUGCCGCUGUUUUGUUUGAGAAGCUGUCAGUAUUUUCCUGAUGUUUGACUGGAUUUUAAAUGCAUAAUUGUCCAAACAUUUCAUCCGAUGCCAUUUCAGUUGUCCAUUAAACCAAAUUCUGGUUACGCAAUGAGUUUGAGAAGUUAAAGUUACUUGAAACAAUUUGGCAUGAGUGCAUGCAUUUACACUGAUACAUUUCAAAAUAUUAGUCGCACAGUGAGCUUUUUGGCUCUGCUCAUUUUCCAAUAACGUAUAUAUACUCUUACAGUCAAACAGUGUUCACGAAACAAUUGACAUUCUUCUCCAUCUUCCCUUUUUUUCCCGCGGUUGUUUCUUGAGGAACUGCUUGUUUCUGUUUUUGCCAGCACUUUCUGCAUUUUCCUCAUUUCUUGACUCUAUGCGUUCAUAAACCAUGGCGCUGAUGGUGAAGAACCCACGCCAGCACUGGCAGUAUUGUUUCAACCCAUAACAUUUGAUUCAGAAAUUCCAUCAGCUGCCAGUUAUGAAGUACUAAAUGCUGUUUUCACCCGAAGCCAACCCUCCAUGGUUUGUGUUUUUGUUCUGGUUUAUUAUUUCUAAUCUGAAAUUAGAGCACUUUUGGGCUGACCAUUGGAAAUAAAUUUGUGUUUUGUGCAUGAGGCCACAAAAUAAACGCCAUUUGUUUGUAACAUGGCAUUUUGAAGUAUUAACAGUUAGGGAUCAAUCAAUUAGCAAUAAUCAUAUACAUUAGGGCUGUGAAACAAAAGCAAGCUCUAUGUCCAGUUAUAAUAAACAUUUCAGAUUUUGUUGACCGUUACACAUUGAUCAUACCUCAGUGGGCCUCAUUCAUUAUACACAAACAGUUUUUGCAAAAAACAUUCUUACGUAAACUAUAUGGAAUUAGUUUGUGAAACCAUUACACUACCAGAUGUUUUUGAAAGAUGUCUCUUCUGCUCACCAAGCCUGCAAUUAUUUGAUCCAAGGUACAGAAAAAACUGUAAAAAUUUGAAAUAUUUUUACUAUUUAAAAUAACUCUUUUCUAUUUGAAUAUUUUUUAAAAUGUAAUUUAUUCCUGUGAUUCCAGAGCUGAAUUUUUAGCAUCAUUACUUAUCACAUGAUCCUUCAGAAAUCAUUCUAAUGUUCUAAUAUUUUUUUAACAUUAUAAAUGUCCUUAUCAUCACGUUUGACCAGUUUAAAACAUCCUUGCUAAAUAAAAGUAUUAAUUUCUAUCAUUUCUUUGACUCAAAACUAAAUGGUAUAGUGUAUAAUAUUACAAAACUUUUUAUUUCAGAUAAAUGAUGAUCUUUGGAUCUUUCUAUUCAUCAAAGGAACCUGAAAUGGUGGUGAUGUUUCUUGAACAGCAAAUCAGCAUAUUAGACUGAUUUCUGAAGGGUCAUGUGACUUUAGUAAUGAUGCUGAAAAUGUAGCUUUGAUCACAGGAAUAAAUUACAUUUUAAAAUAUAAUCAAAUAGAAAACAGUUAUAGUAAAAUAGUAAAAAUAUUUCACAAUUUUACUGGUUUUGCUGUACUUUAAAUCAAAUAAAUGCAGGCUUGGUGAGCAGAAGAGACUACUUUAAAAGCAUUAAAAAUCUUUUGACUGGUAGUGUACAUUGAAUAAUUCUAGUAUUGGAAUUGGUUUUACUAAAUAUUCAAUUAAAGGUUUUAUGAAUUAUUCAGUUAAGUGUGCAGAUUAUGCAAAUGAGGUUUUGUGAAUUAUUCCAAUAAUUCUUUCGUAAAUUGCUGCAUCAAUUUCAUGAAUUCUUGCAUUAAAAUAGUUGCAUUAGAUUGAACAAUUAGUUAACCAUUCUGGCAUAAAUGAUUGAACUUAGAACACUGAAUGGUUUCAGUAAAGGUCAUUACUUAAGAAUGUUUUUAUGAAUGACUGGCAAAUUCAUCUGUUUUUGAAAAAGGCCCGAUGUGUUGUAAUUCUUCACCACUGGUAAAACCGAAUGCACCUUUGCAUGAACAUGUGACUGAGGUCAAUUUGAAACACCACAACAGAAACUUUUAACAUUUUAUUUAGGGAAGGGGAAAGCUGGCUUUUUCUGCAACUGCUCUUCAAGUUCCUCUUUUUGACUUUCAACCGUGUCUGCUUAUACAUGUUAUAUAUGUGAAAUAUUGUGUCAAAAAAAAACUUCACCUCAUUUACGAAAAGUCUACAAUGCACUGUAUAUUUCCCCUUUAGACUUUUCCCCUCUUCGUGUGGCUGUGAGAGAAUGCUGCUGAGAGCGUGUUUGCAAAAAUAUUGCCUUUUUUGAUAAGUCAAUUCUGAAAGGAUUGUAUUAUCGUCACAUUCUGUGGGGAACUGGACUUUUUUUUUUUUUCCCAUAAGUGUACAGUUGUAUGUUUGUCAGAUGAACGUUUUGUGAACGACUGGUGACCUGUAUGGUGCCGUGUGGAUAUUCGAAACCGGUUGAGAAAUUCAGUCUGCAUCAACCGUAUUGGGAUGCAUUUACAGGAUCUGAAAGAAUAUGGUAGCGAGCUGCCUAGACGGUCUAAAAAUGUCUUGAGACGAAGCUAAUUUGAGUUUUAAGUGUCAUAUC
This is a messenger RNA of Labeo rohita (rohu), 4736 nucleotides long. It is a transcript of the gene ugcg, whose product is annotated as UDP-glucose ceramide glucosyltransferase. The transcript is spliced from 9 exons. Gene Ontology annotation, molecular function: ceramide glucosyltransferase activity. Gene Ontology annotation, cellular component: membrane. The record is from RefSeq and is a predicted model, not a curated record. Gene Ontology annotation, biological process: glucosylceramide biosynthetic process. The coding region runs from base 154 to 1335 and encodes 393 amino acids. Lineage: Eukaryota; Metazoa; Chordata; Actinopteri; Cypriniformes; Cyprinidae.